This is a messenger RNA of Triticum urartu, 1446 nucleotides long. The record is from RefSeq and is a predicted model, not a curated record. NCBI's taxonomy places the organism in Eukaryota, Viridiplantae, Streptophyta, Magnoliopsida, Poales, Poaceae.
AUGGAGGAGGUAGCCCCCAAGAGCCCUACAUCCGUUGGAGCCGGCGACCAGCAAGUACCACCUGGAGAUGGCGGCGGCGAGGAGCAUGUAGGCCUCGAUGACCUAGACCUCAUCAGCCGCCUCCCCGACGAGGUGCUCGGCACCGUCAUCUCCCUCCUCCCCACCAGGGACGGCGCGCGCACGCAGGUCCUCUCGCGCCGGUGGCGUCCCCUCUGGCUCUCGUCCAAUGCGCCGCUCAACCUCGGCGCUGACUUCGCCCUCCGUGGGGAGGAGUGCACCCUCUGUUGUGCCACCCAUGAGUGCAUGCACAAGCGCAUCGCCUUCGUCUCCAAGAUCCUCGCCGACCACCCAGGCCCGACCCGACGCUUUGCGCUCCACCUCGUAUACUGGCCCAACAUCCCGGGCGUUGUCGACGGCUGGUUCCGCUCCAGGCCACUCUCCGGCCUUCAGGACCUCGAGGUCGUCAACAAAUCGAGCCGCUACGUGCUGCUGCCAUCGCACGCGCUGAUCCGCUUCGCGCCCACGCUUUGCCUGCUCAGCCUCAGCCAGUGUCGAUUUCCGGACCUGGGUGUGCCACCGAGUUUUCCGCACCUCAAAGAGCUUAUCAUGUACGAUGUCGGUAUCUCGGAGGACUCUUUCAAAACCUUCAUCUCCAGGUGCUCUGUUUUGCAAAGCGUUUCACUCCACAACAUGGAAUGUGGUCGCCUUUGCAUCAACUCGCCGACUAUCAGGAGCAUGAGCUUCUACGGCCGUUGGAGAAGUGUCAUCACUUUUCAGGAGCUGGUCAUUGAGGACGCCCCUUCCCUUGAGAGGUUGGUACCACUUGAUCCAGACGGUGGUCCAGCGACCAUCCGCAUAAUCCAGGCACCUAAACUGAAGAUACUUGGUUUGUUAUCUGGAGGCAUAUCCACACUCCGCAUUGGAACCACCGUUUUUCAGAAAAUGGUUGCCGUCAGCUUGAUAACCAAAAUGCACACAGUUAAGAUUUUACUUCUUGACACUAUUGGUCCUAAUCUGGACUCGGUUGUUAACUUCCUCAAGUGCUUCCCUUGCUUGGAGAAGUUGUAUGUCAUUUUGCAUCUAGAAAAGGAUAUUAACAAUGUGCGGGAGCAUGACCCACUUGAUCCAAUUGAAUGCCUUGAACUCAAUCUAAAAAAGGUGGUGUUGAAGAAUUAUGAUGGUAUCAAGAGGGCAAUAAUUAAUUUUGCCAAGUUCUUUAUUUUGAAUGCCAAAGUGCUGGAGGAAAUGGAAAUCGGAGUCCUCGGCCACGGCAAUGACAAACGGAUGCAGUAUCUACAUGAAGAGCUACAGGCGGAGAAUAGAGCUUCUCAAGAUGCACAAAUUGAACUAAAGAGGGAUGUACGACAAGAUUUCAAACACCAUAGGCAUACCCAUGAUUUUUCGGUGGCGGACCCUUUUGAUAGGCCCUGUGGACGGUUGCUAUAG